Messenger RNA from Pseudogymnoascus destructans, 10686 nucleotides. RefSeq lists its product as uncharacterized. The coding region runs from base 294 to 10028 and encodes 3244 amino acids. NCBI's taxonomy places the organism in Eukaryota, Fungi, Ascomycota, Leotiomycetes, Thelebolales, Thelebolaceae. The record is from RefSeq and is a predicted model, not a curated record. The transcript is spliced from 3 exons. Gene Ontology annotation, biological process: fermentation. Gene Ontology annotation, cellular component: membrane.
UGGAAGAUGUCGUACGCCUGGCAACCCCCUGUCACAAUCACCUUGGUAUCUGAAGGCGGUGGCAGAAUCCACAUGCUAAAUGUUGACCUGAGUGGAUAACAUCCCAAUGAGCUAGCAUAGCUUCCCAAUUCAUGAAUUCCAAAUAAAACAACCUACCGUUAUGCUUCUGGACAAUACGCGCCUUAUAAGGUGAAGGCAGCUUUUGCCUUGUUUAAGAGAUGGUAUAGCAGACACCAGUAUCCGGCCCAUGAUCAUGAGAAGACUCGAGAGAGGCCUUCCAGGAGACGAUAAAGAUGGCGGGAGGCUUGACAGCUGUGUCGUUGACCCCAAUUCUAGCAUUUAACUGGGUGUUCUUGGUCGAGCUAAUCGUUUGUGGAAUACUCACAUUAUUCUUCCUCUUCUAUUUCAACAGACUCUUCGCUACAAUUGUAUCGUACGGACUCCGGGCGUGGUCAUGGCACAAAUAUCGAGUGUAUGUGGACAUACAGGCGCUACAGAUUUCGUUGCUGGGUGGCCGCAUUUUCUUCAAGGGACUUCGGUACCAUGGAAACAACGAGACGAUUCUCAUACACAGUGGAUUUAUUACUUGGGCAUAUUGGCGCCGCAAUGUGAGAGAGCUGGAUCUCUGUCACGGAAGGGGCCUUCACAACGUAUGGAGCGGAUCUUCUGCCAAAAAUGACGAAAAUCAUGAGGACCAAUCUGCGACAGAGAGCGGUAGGAAGGCCGGCACGUCGGCGUUGCCUUGCCGCCUUAAUGUUGAAAUCAAAGGGCUGGAAUGGUUCAUCUAUAAUCGGAGUGCGGCAUAUGACUCCAUAGUUGCUGGGCUCGCAAAGUCAGACGAGACCAAGCAAGAGAGCACCUUGGUAGAUGAUCCGACAGAGAAGGAGCAAGAUAGGGGGUCGAAGAAACGUGGAUUUCCCAAACCUAGCGUCCUCGCGAACAUGUUGAGUAAACAUUCGUUGGAGACUGACGACAGUUCAGGCCUCCCGCCCUUAACGGAGAAACAUACGAAUAGAGAGUCUUCAAGAAGCCCGGACAGUCUGCACUCUGACGAUAGCAGUGCAUACCAUGACGAGGACAACCAGGAAAUCGAAAAGAGUUUUAUACUCAAUCUUCUUCCCCUGCACAUCGAUUGCGUCAAAGCAGCUGUAGUUAUGGGGAAUGACAACACAAAGAGUGUGUUUAUCACGAAAGCUGAUAAAUUUUCUGCUAACAUCAAUGCUACUGCUUGCCGCGGACCAGAUUUAUACAAGCAAGUUUUCGACCUACAGCUUGACCAUCCUAUGAUUCAGUUAAAGCCCAAUGAGGACUAUAACGAGGACCAAACUGCAACGGCGAAUCGAGCUAAAGACGAUAUCAAGGAGCGCACUGAUGCUGUUGAUGGCGUCCUCCACCCGUCUCGCUUCUUUCACCAGUAUCGGCGAAAUGCAUGGCACAAACUCCAGAGCAUUGUACCGUACUUUAGUAGCUCUGUGGAAACAUUCUCGAGUUCAACUGCCGAGCCUGUGCUCUCAGAUUCAAACACACAGGGGAAUCUACAUCAAUGGCAAGGUCUUUCGCGCUACCUUAAUGAUGAAGAAGACGGUAAAGCGAAAUGGUCGUCUUUCGAAUACGCCACUGUAACGACCAUUCUCGACAGCCCUGAAGCCAGCGUAAGCUAUUAUUGGGAUAUACCUGGAAAAGUUCCUGUGGAAAUGGGUUCUUCCAAGCCACAGCCGUGGCAGACUAAUGAUAUCAAUGGAGACCUACCACCCGAAUGGGGCAUAGACGUCAUCAUUAAGGGGGCAUUGGUAAAUUAUGGACCAUGGGCGGAUCGACAACGGGCAGACUUACAAAGGGUAUUCUUCCCCAGCCUGUGCAAAGAUGCAACCCCGGCAGAUAAUUUGAAGCCUGGAGAAACAAGGGUGGCUUCAAACCUCAAAAUCUACAUCCAGUUAGAUGAUGAUACAACUCUCCGUGUUCCUAUUCGCGAGGAGUCGAAGAACUGGAAAUGGAAGUCGCAAGCAGAUACCAUGACAUCCCAAAUGCAAGAGCAGAAUAGACGCAGCAGCAAGAGCUCGCGGAAACAGAAAGCGAAAGGGGGUACUGCAGGCCCAGGGAUACGCCCAUUUGGCUGGCUAGACCUGAAGAUCUGCAAGAAUGCCACCAUUCAUUAUAACAUGGACAUGGUAGCUGGAGUUUCCGGGUUCUCGAAUACCUUGGAUGUGGAGUUUCCAAACUUAGAGAUCACAACGAGUGUCAACCAUGGAAUUCUGUGUCGAUCUCUCAACCAGAGAUUGUCAUGCAAUCUGUCAAACCCCCUUGGCUGGAAUGCCUUUCACACCUGGAAAUUCGAUUUUGUCAGCAACGGGAUGGAAUUAUUCAUUUUGAGAGAACAUAUCUUUUUGUUCAUUGAUCUAAUAGAUGAUUGGACGUCUGGCCCACCACCUGAUUAUCUCACUUUUACGCCCUUUCACUAUCUCCUGAAACUCCAAUUUGGCGACUUCAAGCUUUACCUGAACGUCAAUGACUCAAAUAUAAUCAACAAUCCAUCAGACUUUGACGACAACUCUUUUCUGAUACUAGAUGGGACGGGAUUGGUAGCAAACCUUUGUAUACCACUUGAUAAGUAUCGACCGCAUAGGAAUAAUGUUCCCUUCGAUCUGGUGAUUGAUAGAGCAAAUCUUGUUCUCCAUGUACCACCAUGGAAAACUCAAGCUACCUUCAUGCCCUCGAAUGAACUUGCACAGGUGGAAGGGGUUACAAUCGAGGGGAAAUACCAAUACUGUGAUACUACGUCGCCAAGCAACACGGACACACUGCUGGUGGAUGUUUCUGGCCGCAACCUAGAAGUACAGCUCUACGGAUUCCUCAUACGUUAUUUUAUGAAGAUCAAAGACAACUAUUUUGGGGAAGACAUUCAUUUCAGGACGUUGGAAGAGUACCAGCAAAUUAUAAAUGCUAAAGACCCAGAUACGGAAGCUCUUCUCAACAAACCUCCACCUAAGAAGAGUAAUGAUCUGGAUGUCAUAAUAAGCAUUGGCUGCAAGACUUCAGGUGCCCUCCUGCCGGCCAACUUGUAUUCAGCAAAGGAUCACGUACGAGUUGAGAUAGCAAGUCUGUCCGCAGAUUUGCGGUUCACAAACUAUUAUAUGGACCUAAAUAUCAGCCUCAGCCCUUUAGUAUUCUCGCUGGGGAUGCAAAAAGGCUUGCCAACCUCGAUGACUUCUAUCACUGGCUCUCAGCUUUUCGUUGACGGGGUGGAGAUAUUUGGAAACCGACUUUUCGGCCUGCCACCCACCGAGCCUACAUAUCUCUGCAAUUGGGAUUUUACAGUUGGGUUGGUACGAGGAGAGAUGACGGCAGAAUUUCUCAUGAAAUUGUCUGCGGCUGUGAAGGCAUUUGCGUUCUCGUUUGAUGACGACGAAAACGCUCUGCCUCAUGUUUCCCCUGAAAUCUUGCAUGACGCGACAUUCCUCAGGGCAUCAGUAGAACAUGUUCAUAUUUGGGCCCAUGUGGAGGAUGCUGCCUUUCUGCUUUCAACCGGGCCUUUGCGCGUCAGCUUCAACGAUCUAGCAGGGCUACUUUAUUCGAAGAAACUAAAGGUUACUAUUCCGGAUCUAGCCCUGGGAUGUGUAGAUGCCGAUUCGGCGUCACGUCAUAGAUCGAGAGCAAGCCAUCCGGUGGAAACUCAUGCAUAUAUCACAACGACAAUUGAGUUUACCAUCGUGAAUAGAAAGGCCGGAUUCAAUGACGACAAGAGAUUACAACAAGCACAUAUUAGGCACGAGGACUCAAGGACACAAAGAACGCAAUUUCUUCUUGUUGAUGGCCCAUUUAGGCCGCCCCCAAUACAAGUCGACGCUCCCGCUAUGUGUUUCCCUCCGGUUCCGCUACCUAUCAAGGACUGCAAUAUUUACCAUUCCGACCGUAGCACCUCGAGCAUCGCAUCAUCACUACACUCAAAGCAAUAUCUUCGUCGCAAAAGCUCUUUUCUGUCCCUAACGAGUUCCGAACGAUCUAGCCAAAAAAGCAUCAUUCGGACUCACAGUAGUCUCUCUGAGCCUAAGGUUCAAUAUAAUUCAUCGGGUUCGCCAUCGAGGAGCCGCCAACUUGGUGACAAUCUCCGCUUAACGCCACUACCACGCGAUGUUUCAGCAGCAUCUACUGGCCGCCAGCCUUCCUUUUACAGCGCAGUUGAUCACAACGAUUUGCGGGCACGCGCUUCAUCCCGCGUUAUUUUUUCGAGCCCGUUCAUGUCACCAUAUUUUCCCCUCGAUGAUGUUGAGCCAGACAUGGGCAAUCUUCCGGAGCUUAACGAACAUGACCUGGACCAAGCUCCACCUCCCAGUGCCGAAAUGAAACCGGCUGAUAAGAUAUUCGAUGACAAUACUGGAUACACGAGUUUCAUUGUUGAGUUCAAGCAGGGUAUCAGAGCUUUCUCGAACCCCCAGGCGAUAGAGGCAGUUACAAGUCUUAUAGAAGUACUGCAGCCUACUUCCGCGGAAGAUAUUAUUGAUUCUGUUCAAGUCGAGUCUAUAACCGAUAUCUUCGCGGCAAAAAAGCAGAUAGUGGUGGCGGGUAAGAAUACGGACGUUAAUAUCGUCCUUCCUAUCAUUCGGCUUCGAUUCGCCAAUACGGUUGUAUCUGAGUCCGGCCAGCGUUCUGAUCAGCCCCUCGACCAGUAUGAUUUCUCCGCUCGAGGCAUGUCAGUGAUAACUCGCCAAAGGUCAGCUGCGAAAGAGAAUGUCGACAGAUCUAAAUCAGACGAAGCGUCCGCAGUUCGUGUGCGUGUGCUUUCGGCGGAGGUCUCCGCCAAGGAAAGGAGCCAUGGCAGGGCUGAUGCCCAAGCAGCAAUUAAUGGCUGCGUCGAAGAUAUCUCAUUCUGGAUGGCAUCUGAUAAAAUUAUGUCGGGACACCUCAAGAUUAAAGCCGUUGAUGUGGAGAUGGCAAGCUCUAAAGUGAAGUACCUGGCGUCGCUACUACAUCGAACUACCCACAUGGCCGCUGAAGCUGGCGAUGGUUUCGCCAGCUUGGCUAGGUGGCAAACCAAUCGAAUAAGGCACACUGUGUUCCUUCUAUCCACCCAGGGUCAGCGAACAGGCGACCCUUUGUUUAUGACAAGGCCAUCGUAUGUAUUACGAUCUGCUGCGGGCCAUCUCAGGACAACCGACUCUUGGAAAUUAAUAACCCGCCUCCGCCAUGUAUAUUCGUCCCUCGGGCACGAUGAGAAACAGAGGAUAGAAAGGCUUCUUUCAGAACGCGACUCGGCCUAUUACUCUGAAAAUAUCCGGGAGCAAGUUCAAGCCGGUUUCGAGAAAUGGCGAAGCUGGGAUCUAGAAAAUCUGACUGAAUGUGUCCUUAUGACGAAGAUAUUUGGAUCGCUCAUAAGAGAUGACACUACGUCCCCUCAAACUCAGAAACCAGCGCAGUUCGGGGCCGCUAUAACUCGAACCAGCUUCGUUUUAGAUCCAGGGCCAAAGCAAAACGAGAUUGUUCUCGCAACUUUGGCUGCAAAUGCCUCUAUAAACCAACCACACGCAGAUGAUGCACCGGAUCAAGCCAACCCUCCACAUGACACCUGCACGAUCGUACAGAUCUAUUGCAUGGAAUCGUCAAUAACUUUAAACUGGGAGCUAUGCGAGCUUAUUGAAGUUACCACCAAAUUGUACAAUGAAACAGAGGCUAGUCCAGCAUCAGGACAACCAGCGCCAGCUGUAAAGCCUCCAACAGCGACCCAAAUAGACAAACCCAGGCAAUCGCUGCAUAUUAUUUUUGCCUCCGAUAAUGGAUCCGUUACGCUUGACACCAUCAACGUUCGAGCGAGGUCGCUUAGUACAGGUCUCAAAGUAUCGUUAAUGAUUGCAGAAGGGCUAUGUGAUGGUAGGAAUAUUGCUACUGCCUUGAUCACUGCCGACGCGGCAACGUCCAAAUUCCGAAGCCAUCACCAAGAUCUCGCUAUCCAUCAAUUUCUCGCUCCGACAAUAAACGUCUCGCGAGAGAGUCGCGUUGUGGGCAAAGUCAAAGAAAACGCUUGGAAGGUUGCCGGUAACUCGCAAGAAUUAUCACUCGUUGUCAAACAAGAUCCCGUUGCUCUCCUACAAGUCGUAGACCGCAUACUAGGAGACGAAGUACGCCAAAUAAGUCAAAUUUUGCGGAGUUUGCCCAAGAAACCGGUACAACGGCCAGUUAAAAGCCCUGUGGCCAGUUCCACUGCUAUUGACAAGAUAAACAUUGCUUUGUUUCUCGAUGAGUACCAUAUUAGCAUCCCUUUACUGAACUCAGUUCGUUAUGAUAUUGCCGGCAUCGUAGCCAGAGCGUCCUUGGCAGCAAGGCAGGGGGAGGAGUUUGUUUUCGACUUUGACAUCAAAGAAAACGAGCACGAUAUCCAGACUGAAACGACGGGAAAGUCUCAAAAAAUCUCAGUGCUAAAGCUCCCUCCAACAAAUGGUCGCGUUAUAGCACAGAUAAAUGAGAAUGAACAUAAAUUCUCGGUGUUUGUUUCGGUCGAGCCUAUAUUCCUCGACGCAGCAAAGAUCCAGAAUGUUGUUGCGGCGCUCAACAGGCCCGAAAUGACUAAUCUGAUGGAUGAAGCCCGUGGAGUCUUUCGAACCCUUAAGAGCCACAUACCAGAGAGCACAAAUCCAGGCAAAGUACCGACUAAGCAAGAAAUCGUGAAAGAUACUCCCAAACCUUUCAUAUACGAUGCCCAUCUGUCAUUGGCAGGCUUGGAGGUGUUUACCGACGCAUCGAACGGCAACAAUAACGAUAGCAAAGCACGCUUAACUUUUAACCUCGGAAUUGUGCAAGUUGAAGCACACAACCGCGUUGCUAUGGCUGGGCCCCCACUAGAAUUUCCCGAGCUUCAGCUAAACCUUCGCAGAGUGGUAGCUAAUCUGACCUCUAUUGCCAAUACAGGCGAAGGAGAGAGCUGCGGAAACUUUGCAUUUGCAGCUAAAUUCACCGCCGGGUCAAAGGAAGCUGAAGACAGGGGCCAGGUCCGCUCGUAUCACUUGACAAGUGAUAGCUUGGAGAUCAACCUAUUUGCCGAUACAGUUUCAACGAUAGUGAAUGUCGUUGGCCAUCUGCAGACUAAAAUCAAAGAGUUGGAACUGCCGCGGGAGGUACAUUACUUUCAGAGAUUUCGCAAUCCCCGGAUUACCGUCGAAGAAGACCUGGGCACCCCUGAGAGUCCAGCAGCAUCAUUGAAUUUGUUUGAUGCCAUGUUUUCGCUGGAGCUAGCCAAUUGGCAGAUUAGCUGGAUUGUUAUUUCGCCAUGUGUAGAUCAGACAGAGGGCAUGGAGAACUUGGUCCUAUCUAUACAGCGGAUCGGCUUAUCAACCAGGAAGAAGAAGUCCGCGCGCCUUAGCAUCGAGAACUUAAUGCUCCAGAUGGUCCCUCCCGAUCAAACCAAGAAUUUACGGUCUCAAAAUUCAGCUCUUUUGCCUGAAGUUGUUUUCAACAUAGGAUUAGUAUCAACAGCAGAUGCGACUCGCCUUGCCUUCCAAGCUGCCGGGAAAUCGUUAGAUCUACGACUCACGUCACAAUUCAUUACCCCUGGAUCGAAUAUUCGGAAAUCUAUCGUGAGCGCGGCGCAAAAGGCUCGCUCGGCGUCGGCAUCCUGGAUGACGAGUCCUGCCUCAGAGAAGCCCAGCGACACGGCGAAAAACAUUUUCUUCGGGAAGAAGAAAAUGGAGUCGUUAUUGGUUGAUGCGGACUUUGCGGGCGCCGUUGUUCAUCUUCAAGGGAUGAAAACGUCGGACAGCGCAAUGUCUUUGCUUCCAGAUAAGCGUAGUAGAGCGCCUCAGGGGGGAAGAUAUGGCCAAUUCGCGCAAGAUGAAGCGACCGGUUCAACUAUGCUACGUUCCCCGGGCCUGGCGAUUAAAGUCGAAUACAAGGACAACGGUCUCGAUGAUCCAUCGCUGAACGCCGAAGUCAAAGUCAAUGCGUCCAAAAACAUAUUGUAUCCGCAGGUGGUCCCGCUCAUAAUGGAAAUUUCAUCAAAUGUCCAAGCCGUUAUGAGCAACAAUAACGAGCCAGAAGGAGAACCUCCCACAUCGCAAAAGAUAAUGAGCGUGGCCGACGAUAAUAUUCUUACAGUAGACCCGAGCGCGGUAUUGGGGCGAACAAGAUUGAACCUCGGAAUACGUAUCUGUGCCCAGGAAUUCGGUCUCAGCUGCCAACCAAUUGCGAGGGUGGCUGCAACAGCAAGGCUAGACGACAUUUACAUCACAAUGAACACAGUACGCUCCGUGGACCACGGCCAUUUCUUCGCCUUGUCUGCCUCCAUAAACAACCUUCAGGCCUCGGUUCAGCAUGUAUAUUCACGAGAGUCUACCGGCAGCUUUGAUGUCGACUCGAUUGUCUUAUCGUUGAUGAAUAGCAAGCAUGUCAGCGGUACUAGCGGGCUCUCGGCCAUACUGAAAGUCAGCCCCAUGAAGGUCCUUGUAAACGCCAAGCAGAUACAAGAUUUUCUCUUGUUCCGUGACAUAUGGAUGCCAACCGACUUGGGAAAUGGGCCUGCACCCCCACCUGUACCUCAACAGGAAAGAACCUCACAAGCCCAGACAUAUCUUGUUCAGCGUUACCAGCAGGUGGCAGCAACAGCGGCGUUUUCCUGGAACGCAACUAUCUCAAUUGAAGAACUCGAUGUCCAAUUGGACCUUGGCCAAGCUAUUGGGAGAUCGACAUUUGUAAUAUCAGAUUUCUGGAUUUCCUCUAGGAAAACUUCCGACUGGGAGCAAAAUCUACGUCUUGGGUUCGAAAAGGUCGGUAUCGACAGUACUGGCAGGAUGAGCGGCUUUACGUCUCUACAGAAUUUCCGAAUCCGGACAUCCAUUCAAUGGCCCGAGCGAGAAAAGGCGUUGAAUCAGACACCGCUAGUCCAGGGAGCUAUAUCUUUCAGUCACUUCCAUCUGAAAGUUGCCUUUGACUAUCAAGCAUUUUUAGUAGCAGACAUCACCUCCAUCCAAUUAAUGCUGCACAAUGUCCGCAACGGGCCCAGCGCGGCCGGUGAUAGACUUGUUUCAAUGCUCGACGGCGAUUCUGUUCAGAUAUUCUGUACCACGACAAGUGCUUCUCAGGCGCUAGCACUUUAUCAAGCACUUGAGAAGUUGAUGCAGGAAAGGAAAUCAAAUUACGAGUCCUCAUUGCAAGAGAUAGAGCGCUUUAUUAGACGGAGGCCAUCAACAUUUCCUGCUCCUGAAAUCGCCGAAGUUACCCCACCUCCACAAGAAGAGCUCGCGAAGGCACCUAUUACGUUGCAUACAGAUGUGGUUGUGACAUUAAAAGAAGUUAACAUGGGUGCUUAUCCGAGCACAUUUUUCGACGCUCAGAUCUUUAAGAUCGAAGCACUCAAUGCAGAGUUCAGGUUUGCAGUUACAGUCCCAGUUGGAAUAGUGCACAGUAGGCUCGGUCUUACCCUAGGUCAGCUCCGUAUCGGACUGGCAGGAGUCAAAUCACCUGGGCAACCCAAGAGCACCGAUGAACUGUCUGUGGAAGAAGUCGUCAGCAGCGCCACCGGCUCUAGAGGCGGCACGAUCCUCAAGGUGCCAAGGGUGGAGGCUACAAUGGAGACAUGGCAAUCGGCAGGCUCGAACCAGAUUGACUACAUCUUUAAAUCAUCAUUCGAGGGCAAGGUCGAGGUUGGCUGGAACUAUUCUCGAAUCAGUUACAUCCGCGGCAUGUAUGGCAAUCAUGCGAAAUCACUCGCCCAGCGUCUUGGCAAGCCUCUGCCGCCAUCAGCAGUCAAGAUUACUGGAGUGCCGGAGGCUGACGAGGGCGGCGAAGAGCGUGCAACAGGCGAACAACAGAAGAUCACGGCUGAGGUCACAGUGCCACAGUCAAAGUAUGAGUAUGUCGCCCUUGAACCUCCAAUCAUUGAAACGCCACAGUUGAGAGAGAUGGGUGAGGCCACCCCGCCAUUGGAGUGGAUUGGGCUACAGAGGGACCGGCUGCCGAAUCUGACACAUCAGAUUCUGAUUGUGACAUUGCUGGAGCUGGCCGGUGAGGUGGAGGAUGCGUAUUUGAAGAUACUGGGGUCCUCGUAAGGCGUAUAGUAUGAUUGUGCAUAGCCCGUUUCGGGUUAUCAUGUAUGGUAUGAAGUUGCGUUGCGUUUUUAGGAGUCUUAGCGGGGGCGUUGGGAGGUAUGAAGCACUUUUCAUCACUGCUGGCUCAGGACGAGCCUCAUAAUACUGAAUAUAAUUAUAUGUCCAACCUACAACAAUAGAAUGCCAGCUGCUGAUUAUCGAGGCGGUGAUUGGUUGUGGUGGCGAUGCCGUGUUCUUGUCCAAGCUCGGUACUGUAGGGAGUAGAGUGAGCUUACCUUACCAUAACUAGCUCCGCCCCUCGCAGCUUGGCCGAUGAUUCCUUCGCUGUAGAGCCUUUCGCUCAUAUGAUGGCAGGAGGGGGCGGGGUCCAAGAUACAAUUCUUCAGCGUGUAGAUGGUAUUUUUGGUAUUUUAUAUCAGCUUUAUAUCCAAAAAUCACCUGUGUCUUGACAAUUUCCACGCCGCGGCGUCAUCGGGUGCUGUAUGAUGCUAUGGAAACAGUACUUAGUGACUUCCGCACCUCUUUCCGUCGACUCACAUUGGGAUAAGACAUUUGCGGGCGAUAGUAGUCCAUUUCCGGUUAGACUCCACAAACAACCCUCUGCCCCACUAACCAAAGAUAUCUUCACCUUCUCCCACCCUACCAUUUGAAAAGACCU